This is a messenger RNA of Ophidiomyces ophidiicola, 2145 nucleotides long. RefSeq lists its product as uncharacterized. The record is from RefSeq and is a predicted model, not a curated record. The transcript has 4 exons. Lineage: Eukaryota; Fungi; Ascomycota; Eurotiomycetes; Onygenales; Onygenaceae. Gene Ontology annotation, molecular function: zinc ion binding; transcription cis-regulatory region binding; DNA-binding transcription factor activity, RNA polymerase II-specific. Gene Ontology annotation, cellular component: nucleus. Bases 1 to 2145 code for a protein of 714 amino acids. Gene Ontology annotation, biological process: positive regulation of transcription by RNA polymerase II.
AUGUCAUCAACUGUUGGGGGACACCUGCUUCCGCAGAACGAGUUCGACAUCCCCUUGAACCUAGGCACACCACCAUCUGUGCCCAUCUUACCUGAUUACUCCGGCAAUGAGGGACCAUACCAGAUAUCUGCGACUGUGGAUUCGGGGUUACCGCGGACAACCCAAGGGCAAGAACCCAGCGGGCCAUUAGGUGCUUGUAGCACUCCUGCAGCGGGAGCCAAUAUUGGAAAACUGACUCUCCCACCUAAACCGAAACGAGUGCGCACUGGGUGCUUAACGUGCAGAGAACGACAUCUUAAAUGCGAUGAAACACUUCCUCGUUGCCAGAACUGUCAGAAGUCAGACAGAUUGUGCAAGCGUGGAGUGCGUCUUAAUUUCAUUGAUACACAAGUAGCGGCGCCACCAUAUGCUGUCCCAUCGAGUCACGAUUGGAACGUCAAUUUCCGUGACGAGUCGCGUGAGAUAGCAUCUGAAUAUCUCGGUGGCUAUGAACGGUAUCCCUUAUUAAAAAAGGGAUCAAUGCAGCCACGCCCAAUGCCCACAUAUGGAUAUCGUGAUUCGCUGACAAUGGCCACACCGCACCCGGGGCUAACAAGUGCAUCGCUUCUUACCUCGUUUUCUGAACAGUCACAACCGGAUAUAGCAGCUGAGCCAAUUUUCCAUAGUACUCCUCAGGCGCCAACAGAACCUGGGUAUCAUGAUCACUCAAUAGCACGUUCACCUUUCGAUACCCCGAAACACCCCCUUACUGCCUCUCAUGAUUCUCGACCGUGUUUGAAUACAGCGGAAGAAGUGCUACUUAUGCAGGUAUAUGUGGAGGAAGUGGGCCUUUGGAUGGAUUCCAUGGACCCAGGUAAACAUUUCACUCAAAUACUUCCUUUUCACGCACUUAGCGAGCCGAUGCUUUUAAAUGCUCUUCUAGCAUGUGGAGCCCGCCAUUUAUUUCUCGUAAACCCGUCAUUUGGUGAAGAAAAGGCACUAUAUUAUUACAAUAUUUCGACUAGAGAUCUUUUAAACUGUCUGCAGGAUCCGAAUCGGGACACUGUCUUGUGUGCUACUACUGCCGUAGUAUUGAACGUUUAUGAGGUGAUGUGUGAGAAAGCCAUGCAAAGAAUGAACCAUAUUGCUGGUGCCCGUGCACUGAUCAAAGAAUGUCGUUGGAAUGCCAAGUCAACCGGUAUUGGAGGUGCCUGCUUUUGGUUAAACGUUGGAAUGGAAUUAUUGAGCUGUCUUCACUUUAAUUGGAAAAUGGCCUGGGAUCCGGAUACAUGGGACAUCGACAUGAACAUGACUUUAAACCAGGGAAGCAUCGCGGGUGACGAAGAGUUUUGGACCCAUCGUAUGCUUUAUAUAUGCGCAAAGAUCGCCAACUAUCGGGCUGGUGUGGCGUACCAAGCACUAGAUCGCAAUGCCGACCCUGGUGUAAACCAACGUUGUGAGGAGUGGAACUCAUUGCGAGGCUGGUGUGAUGAAUGGGCGAGAUGUGCACCAAGGUCUAUGAUGCCUUUGGGCUACUUACACCCUUGGCAAACGAAUUCGAAAUCUUCCUUCCCUGAAGUCUGGCUUGUGAAACGCUCUGCGAUUGUUGGACGACUAUUCUACCAUACUGCCUGUUGUCUACUCGCAAAAAUCCAUCCCACAGAAUCGGCAUAUUCUGAUGAGAUGCUCUCGAUGCAGCACAGCCAUGCUCACGAUAUCUGUGGUAUAGUAGCGCAUGUAAAGGAUAGAGGCGUUGCCAGCGUUUCAAUUCGGUGUCUGGCGAUUGCGGCCGAAUGCGUCGUUGGCAGGGAAGCACAAGAAGAAGUGAUCACAAUGUUGGAUAAAAUAAUAAAGGAAACUGGCUGGCAGGUUGGUUUCUUGCAGCACGAACUUGUUGAAAAAUGGGGUUGGCAUAGCACUUCCACACAGAUGUCACCUCAUCAGCAACAGCAAAUGGCAUCAGCUGGCCCUUCCUCCGACCUCGGAUCAUCAUUAUUAAAUUCUGCAUUGCCUAGUGCAGGCCCAUCGAGGCCCCGGAUGCCACAGGGAAUCGUUAAUCCGCUGAUGGCGACCGCCGACUUUUCAUUCGACAACCAUCCGUACCAGAACCAUUACGUUGCCCCCCACAGUAACCAUCUGAAUAACUACCACUACGGCUCUUAUUAA